Molecule: messenger RNA, 1548 nt
Organism: Cordyceps fumosorosea ARSEF 2679
Lineage: Eukaryota; Fungi; Ascomycota; Sordariomycetes; Hypocreales; Cordycipitaceae
Product: Major facilitator superfamily transporter
Exons: 2
Coding region: 1-1548 (515 amino acids)
Source: RefSeq, a predicted model, not a curated record
AUGUCUGACGACCGCAAGGAAACCGCCGUCGAGCACUCGGCCGACUCCAAGGAGUUCGCGCCCGCCGGCGACGACGUCUACAAUGACACCGGCGCCGGCGCCGUUCCUCCUCGUCCCGCUGGCUGGAUGUACAAGGGCUUCACGCCCUUUGGCAAGAACAUGGAGCUCUGGUAUGCCUCGCCCAAGGUUCAGCUGCUCAUGAUCUCCUUCGUCUGCUUCCUCUGCCCGGGCAUGUUCAACGCCCUCAACGGUCUGGGCGGUGCUGGUCUCCCCGCCGACAAGGCCUACGUCGGUGCCAACUGCAGUGUCGCCCUGUAUUCCACAUUCGCCGUCUUUGGAUUCUUCGCUGGUACCAUCACCAACCGUCUCGGUCUUCGUCCUGCCCUCGCCUUUGGUGGUAUCGGUUACUGCAUCUAUGCCGCCUCUUUCCUGUCCUACAAGCACACUGCCAAUGAGGGCUUCGUCUACUUUGCUGGUGCCUUCCUUGGCGUUUGCGCUGGUAUUCUUUGGUGCGCUCAGGGUGCUAUUAUGAUGUCUUACCCUCGCGAGGAAUCUAAAGGCCGUUACAUUUCCGUCUUCUGGAUCAUUUUCAACUUUGGUGCCGUCAUUGGCUCUCUUAUUCCUCUGGCCCAGGCUGUCAACGACAAGUUUUCCGACUCUGCCUCGGACGGUGUCUACGUAGGCUUCAUUAUCCUCAUGGCUAUCGGUGCUGCUCUGUCCUUCUUUCUCUGCAACGGUGACCAGAUCAUUCGCGAGGACGGCAGCAAGGUCAUUCUGAUGAAGAACCCUACCUGGGGGUCGGAACUCAAGGGUCUCUGGGAUACCCUGUACCAGCAGCCCUGGAUCCUUCUGCUGUUCCCCAUGUUCUUCUGCUCCAACAUCUUCUACACCUACCAGAACAACGGCCUCAAUGCCGUUGCCUUCAACGCCCGCACUCGAGCUCUCAACGGUCUCCUCUACUGGCUCGCCCAGAUCAUCGGUGCCGUCAUCAACGGUUUCGCCCUCGACUACAAGGGUGUCAGCCGCUCCAUGCGUGCCCGUCUUUCUCUCGCCUUCCUCAUUGCCUGCACAUUUGGUAUCUGGGGCGGAGGCUGGGCUUGGCAGAAGAACGCGCCCACUCGCCAGUGGUAUGCAGACAACAAGGACGCUCCCAAGCUUGACUGGACCGAUGGCGGCAGGUUCCUCGGCCCCAUGUUCCUGUACUUUUUCUACGGCAUGUACGACGCCAUCUGGCAAACCUGCAUCUACUGGUAUAUGGGUGCGCUCUCCAACUCUGGACGCAAGGCGGCCAACCUGGCUGGUUUCUACAAGGGCAUCCAGUCUGCGGGUGCCGCCAUCUUCUGGCGUCUGGACGGCCUCGAGCUGCCCCUGAACACCAUCUUUGGCGCCACCUGGGGCUGCCUCGGUGCCUCCCUCCUCAUCGCUGCUCCUGUCAUCAUCAUGCGCAUCCAGGACCACGUCUCCGUGGAAGAGGAUCUCAAGUUUUCCGACGAGACCAUCGAGGAUGUCAUUACCGUGCCUGAGAAGCGCACUGACAGCGUGGCUUAA